Mercenaria mercenaria is the source of this 2584-nucleotide messenger RNA. Its product is annotated as octopamine receptor 1-like. Gene Ontology annotation, biological process: chemical synaptic transmission; G protein-coupled receptor signaling pathway, coupled to cyclic nucleotide second messenger. Gene Ontology annotation, cellular component: membrane; dendrite. Lineage: Eukaryota; Metazoa; Mollusca; Bivalvia; Venerida; Veneridae. Gene Ontology annotation, molecular function: G protein-coupled serotonin receptor activity; neurotransmitter receptor activity. The record is from RefSeq and is a predicted model, not a curated record. The transcript has a single exon. Bases 902 to 2035 code for a protein of 377 amino acids.
GCUUGUUUUUCUUUGGAACGGACAAUUUACAUUAUCUUUUUUGUGUUUUAAAUUGUAUACACUAAUAUUGUUUUAACAGUACUUUUUGUUUCUGCGUCAUUUUUAUAGACAAGGACGGCUUCAAUUUGAUAAAGUUGCAUUCAAUGUUUACAUAUAUCUUGAAAUUGUCGUUAACCCCGACCCUAUAAAUCAGCCUUGGAUAUAAAGCGACGAAAAAUCAAAUCCGAUAGCGUAGUUUUUGUGUCGUCAAGGGUCUGAAUAUUCAUUCGGUAUAUUAAAGAUCAACUGUGUGUGACAUUUACACUUAAAAUAAAACGUUUAUGAAUACUUAUGUAACGAGGAUUUGAUAAUUGACAUGUACUUUGUAUUAAAAGUGCCAAUCAGCGCACGUUACUUUGGCAAACAUAUGAUAAUUGAAGCAAGUUGAAAACGUGCAUGCAUUUUAAAGAUCUCGAUCUUUAAUGGAUGUCAUGCGUUAUCGCUAGCAGUCAUAAAGCAAUAUUCGAUAUUGGAAUUUUAAGUGACAUGUUUCAAUUAUUGAGAUAAAUAUCAUGACCAAAAAGGUACAAAGGUUUUGUAUAACAGUGAUAUACUUUUAUGUUCUUACUGAAGCAGGCAUUGAUAAGAAGGAAAUACAUUUUAGGUAGUUGUGAAAACUGUUCAUACCAUACUGGAUUCUAUACUGGAUUCGAUUAAACGGAAUUCGAAAAAAAAAAUCGGAAAAAAUACCAAAACACAAACGUUUACUUUUUCGCUUAUUUUAGAUACUGUGAACAAACGAUUUAAAGUUUUUAUCAAAAAAAGGAAAACAGUUUUCAUUACGACAACGUUUAACAACGAAAGUCAAUUCAAAAGUCUGUAGACAGAAGUUAUAGUUGAAGGAUUUGGAUGUUACAGAAUUAUGUUCUCGAAAAUCACGACGACGCCGACGCAAAGUUUAACUCGCUCACCUGUCUACUGGGUUGAAAUGGUUCCUGCGCUGCCACAACAAUAUAAAAACCGAGAAUAUCCACAAGUUGACGGGGGCUGUUUGACGAAAAUGAUUGAUAACUCGACGUCUUAUGACGACCCGGCAUGCUCGCAGCUACCGGACAACGUUAACGAGAAAAUAAAACAAAAAGAACUCAUUCCCUUGACAAUAUUAAUUCUUUUGACAAAUUUUCUGGUACUGUUAUUUAUUAUUGUGAACAAGAGAUUUCAUACGCCGACAUAUAUAUUUGUGGCAUCACUGGGCGUCGCCGAUUUAUUUGUUGGAUUUGUUUCUAUAGUAACAUUAGCCACAAAAGCCAACGAGAAAAGUCAAGACAUGUGUCUGGCAAGGAUUGGGUUCACCGUAGCAGCCAUUUCCGCUUCAGUCUGGUCGCUCACGUGCGUAGCACUUGAUCGGUAUAUUGCAGUAACUCGUGCGCUUCUUUACAAAUCCAUCAUGACAAAAAAGAAAACAGUUAUUGGGAUCACGUGUUCUUGGGUGUUUUCUAUGGUAGUUGGAUUUCUUCCUUUGGCAGGAUGGAAAAAUGAUUCUUACAAAUUUUACUGUUCCUUCAUGUAUGUUUUACCUAAAUAUUAUAUUGUAUUUUUAUUCUCCGUUUCCGCUGUGAUACCAUUGACGACAAUGUUCAUAAUUUAUGGAAUUUUAUUCAAAAGUGCAAGAUUUCAUAUAAAACAGAUUGAGAUCAUCGAAAAACUGCAGACAGACAAGCGGAAUAGCGGAAUGUUCGGUAUUUCAAGUAGAAAUCUCCGAUCAAUAAAAACAUUUGCUGCUAUACUUGGGUGUGUGGUGAUAACAUGGCUACCCUUCCUCAUAGCUACAACAGUUCAAAUUAUUCAAACUACGGGAAAUUGUACUUUGCAGGAGGUUAUUGGUACACAUUUACUUGUUCUUGGUUUUUCUAAUUCUUUUCUCAAUCCGCUAAUAUACGCUUUGGGAACCAAAGAUUUUCGGGCAAAAGUUGGCCAAGUGUUUAAAAGACGUUGCUAUGCGAUAAAUACAUCACAAGUGUUUCCAAAUGACGUCGAAAUGCCCCAGUCGACUUGACGGUUUAGCUUAGUUCAAUUGUUUUAAGAGUAAUUCAGGCCUGUAAUUCGAGCGGAGCUUACUAGUUCGUGUUUAGAGGCUAACACUGCAUCCACUGCUGCACCAUUUCUCAUGCUGCCUAUUUUUACAUCAACAUUAAACAUUAACGAGUUUGUAUUAAAUUUAUGAAAACCAUUUACAUGAUUUAGCAUAUGUUAUUUACAUCUAACGUAUAAUUUUGUAACAUGUAUAAACACUGAUGUAUUUAUAGAUAUAGUACAGUUACAUUUCCGCCAACCUUCUAAAACGCUUACUUCUAUUUUUACCUUGAUAAACAUAUCCUUCAUUAUUUAUGGGCCAGUAUGAUCGCAUAUCAGAGUCAUAAUAGAUAGUUUAGAACGGUUAAAUGUGCUACAUGAUAUAUCGGUAAUAUAAAACACGUCUAAAUACUUUCAAACGCUUUAAUGUAUUACUGAGCCGUGCCAUGAGAAAACCAACAUAGUGCAUUUGCGACCAGCAUGGAUCCAGACCAACUUGUGCAUCCGCAUAUUCUGGUUAGGAUCCAUACUG